CAUUAAGGCAUUUUCACACAGUCAAUCAUCAGGGGCAGACAGUCCUGAAGGCGGCAGAUUGAACCGAGUACUAGAGAGUUAUACAAACGAUUAUAAAAAAUUGCAAAGGAAACCUCAAAAUAUUACUCUGGAUCUUCAUUGUAUCAUAAGAUCAUAUCUUCCCUGGGCUGUCCACCAUGAAGAGCACUGCAGCAGCACCACAGACCUUUGAUCAAGAGGAUUGUGAUGUUUGGCUGGACACUGUGGAGCUGAAAGGAAAAGCUAAACAGAAGCGCCGUAGCCGUCCCAUUUCUAAACUGCUGAACCCGUUUUGUGAAGGUGCUGGAUACAGUUUGGCUGUGGCAUUAAACUUCACUCAGACCAAAACAGAAAUGCCAAAAACCAAACAGAGCUCCAUAUCUGCCUUUUUCACAGCUCAUCGGAGAGUCCUCAAUAAGAUGUCCACUUCUGAGCCACCAAACAUGGAUUCAGUGCAGCCUCUUUCAUCAUCUGACUCAGCUACACCGACAGCCACAGCAUCAGGGAAAAAACGAGGGCGCAAUGUUGGUUUUGAAAACUCCAACUUUGAGCCUGUUUUGGUUGACGAGCGUACAAGUGAAAAUGUGACUGAGAAGGAAACAGAAUUAUGGCAGACGCGUUCAGAAAACCAUUCAAAUUUACAAAACAUAUACUGUGAAUCUGAAGAAGAGAAGCCUGAAGAGUGUGAACCACCACAGAGUAAGAGGAGGGUCUCUGAUGCCACCUUUACACAAGAUGACUGUCAACCUCUACCACAGACGUGGAGUCAGGACCCGCUGUUCACUUUCAGUCAGUACACUGAAAAUAACUUUCAUCAGACUAGCCACAAAUGUACAACAGUGAAGAACUUCAGCAGCUCUGAGCCAAGUUUAGUAAACAGUCUGCAGAAUGAGGAGGAGGUCUUUAGAAAACUGAUAGAUGCAGAAGGACAAACCUCAACUCAAAAAUCUUUUAAACGUCUUCAUUCUUCUCGUAUGAUUGAUGAGAGGGAAAACAGCACGCCACCGUCUUAUAAUUCCCCAAGCAAAGACUCAUCUUCCUCUCAUUUCAGACCUGUUUCAAAUCAUAAGUGGACACAACCAAAAACCGCUUCACCUCGGAAACAAACAGGUCAGCUGUGGGAAAAGGCUGCAAAAGAAGAGAGCUCUGCCUUCCAGAUCAAGCGGACAAAACCGAUAAGCUCUCCUCUCAAAAGGCGAAUGCCGCAGCAGCGAAGCAGAGAACUCGAUGAGGACAGUUUGGCCACUUUGUUCACUCAGGACUCUGAAGGGUUCAGGGUGAUCGCACACAGAGGUCUGCACACCAGGAGUCCUCUCAAAGAUCAGAGUAACGUCAGCAUGGGAGUGGUGAGUGCUUACAAAUCUCUGCCGGAGGAGGAGGAAGAGGAUGAAGAGAUGCUGUUUACUCAAGACUCUCAGGGAAAUGUAGUGAUUAAACACUGAAAAACAGCCUUUUAAAGGCACUACAGAUUUCAGAUGCUGUUCCAAAUCUUUUCCAAAAAUGUGGAUUUUGGAGGAUAAAAUAUUGAAAAAUCCUUUUUUAAGGACUUUCAGGUUGGGGAAGUGCUGUAAACCUGUAUUCUUUUUAAUGGCCAGUAGGGGGCAGCUCAUGGACUGAAAAAAGAAGUCUGAUUAUUACAAGUCUACAGGAAAGUUAGCUUUCAGCGCCUUUGAGUUAUUAGCCCAGUUAAUUCUUCUCUGGAGAGUUUCAAGAUCUCAUUUCAUAACCUAAUGUUUGUAAAUUGUGAUUUAUCUGACUGCUGACAUACGAGUGUGUAGUGUCUGUGGAUUUGCACCCCUUCGCUGUCACUUCUUGUUUCAAAACACUAAAAUGGGGAAGUCAAGAUGUUCAGUGUGAGAAUUAAAGCCGGGACUUCACCAGCCAGUGAGUAACAUCGUGGUUUUAUGUAGUCUAUGAACCUAGCAGUACACGGCCAGCUUGUAUGCUGCAGGUCUUGUUGUGUCAGGCCUGUCUCAGAUUGAAGGCUUUCUUCUACACGAGUCCCUUUGUUUUAAAAGUUAGCCAGGUUCUUGCUUGUUCUUGGUUUGGACUUCUUGCCCUCCUGCUCAAAACAGGGAGAGCUGCUUCUGUGAUAUUACAAGCCAUUAUGACCAAAUAUCAUCAGUUCUUACCGUACAGGGAUGAGGCGGAAGAACAUUUGUUUUGGUUUAUUUUUCUACUCUGUGAUUGUCUUCUUUCCAUGUCAUGGCUGAUCUCCUGAGAUUUUAUUCUUUGUUUCUCCCUUUCAUGGUUCUU
This is a messenger RNA of Pundamilia nyererei, 2274 nucleotides long. It is a transcript of the gene aunip, whose product is annotated as aurora kinase A and ninein interacting protein. The record is from RefSeq and is a predicted model, not a curated record. The transcript is spliced from 4 exons. Gene Ontology annotation, biological process: spindle organization. Bases 177 to 1460 code for a protein of 427 amino acids. Gene Ontology annotation, cellular component: centrosome; spindle pole. NCBI's taxonomy places the organism in Eukaryota, Metazoa, Chordata, Actinopteri, Cichliformes, Cichlidae.